AUGAACAAUUCUUUCAAUAAUCUGCAACUGGGACAGCCACUUUAUUUCAACAACUCUACGUCUACUUCCGGAACAAAUAGUACGGCUGCAGCAGGUGCAUCGACAGGAGCAACGGCGUCUGUAUCUGAUCCACAAUCGAACAAUAAUCCAAAUAUCCAUAACAAUAAUUCCAACAAUCACGCCAAUUCUGUCUUGAACAACACAAGAGCGUCGUCAACAAGUAAUAAUAACCACCACGUUAACACAGGUGACCACACCAAUGGACACAUGCUGGUGAGUAACAAUCAACUUAGAAACAGUACAAGUCGACACCCAAGCAACGAGUCGAUAAACCCUGAAAAUGAAGCGAUCGAAAUGAACCCGUCAUCAAACGCAUUGACGGGCCAACCAACGAGUAACGACUUUUAUCAAUUGAUUGGACAACUUCAGCAGCAGAAUACUAUCAAUAACCAGUUAAUGAUGAAAAUAAAUUACCUAUCAGACUCGGUGGAUGAAGUCAAACGAAGUCUUCUGGAUAUCCAACAACUGGUAUAUACCCUUCAGAAUAAUGGCCCAGCGGCAGCCGCAGCAAUGGGAGGAGCAUUUACAGGGAACGUGACUAAUCAAUUCAAGGCGUUUGAAGUGUUUACAAAACAUUUGACAAAAUUGAAUAAGGAGAUUGAAGCAAUCAAUGUCCAAAAUCUGGGCGGCCAAUCUAUACCUCAACAUCAGCUUCUGCGACAACAACUGCAGCAACCUCAUCAGUCGCACCCUCACUCGUCACAGCAACAUGUAAAUACAGAGCUACAAUCGCAGAACCAUUUGAGUGUUGCAAAUAAUUCUAUAGCCCACGACAAUAGCCUACAUCACAACCAAGCACAAUCAACUAAUAAUCAGCCAUUUGAUGAUGAUGCAGACCUCGGUCGGAAAAAUGUUGUACUGAGAUCUCCAGGUGUCAAUUCAAACUCAACAUCACCCUACGUGUUUGAACUUGGAGGUUUCCCUACUGUGCGUAACAAUUUGAAUGGUAAUAUCAAUUAUGAUAAGUCACCAAUUGCCCUGUCGCAAAUACCACAUCAGCUCAAGCGGUCGCAACAAACCAAACAGUCCAUGGUGCCAUCUACGCAACCGCAGCAACAAAUACAAACAUUGCCACAGCAGCAAUUGCAUGUGGCUCAACACGGGCAAUCUCAGAGGCCCCCAAGCCUAGCUCAACAUCUGCAACAACAGUUGCACACUAGUAAUCACAGCCUGGUGGCACAUCCACAACAAGCGUCAAAUACCUUUUCCAAUUCCUACAUGCUCCCCGUACCUCCAUUAUUGCACGAUGACAAAACGGGUGGGUUAACACAAGGCGCCGACUCUUCGUCGCAGUAUUUGUUGUCUCGAGACAACAGCGGGUUGUUGACAUCAGCAUUGAGACAGCAGGCCUCACACACAAGGUCGAUUCCGCCACAAGCCAACACUGCAUUUUCAUUUGAUGAUAAUGAUAUUGAACAGAGCAUAGGAGAGUUAGAACAGCAAACGGGGUCCAGCGCGAGUAGUGCUCAUAAUGCAACAGCUAACAGCACACAAGUUAAUGUGCACAAACAGCUCUCUGACAAACCGUACCCUUCAAAGAAGCGUAAAGUUGCGCCUGAGAUUAAAUCUGGCGAUUUAGAAGAAACAGAAGUACCACAAUAUAAAUUGGAAAGAAGCCUUAAACUGAUUGCUGAUAUCUGGAAAGAAUUUGCGUAUGGAGUUAAUGGCAAACCGCCAUUGAAAUCACUCGAAGCCAAGUACGGAACCAAAUGGAGGAAUGAGACCGAGUCGCGAACUUUUCUUCGACGUAAAAAGAUUUACGAAGCAAUCGAAGUUGGUAAAAGCAAAGGGUACAGCGAAGACGACGUUAUACUUGAAUUGGAAGAUUAUCGAAGUUUUGAAAAAAAUGGGUCAUUAAAGAAAAAACCAUUGCUGUGGGUUAGUUCGAACAUUCCUGAAAAAUUCACUGAGCCAGGGGAUGAGUAG
This is a messenger RNA of Lodderomyces margitis, 1986 nucleotides long. RefSeq lists its product as uncharacterized. Lineage: Eukaryota; Fungi; Ascomycota; Pichiomycetes; Serinales; Debaryomycetaceae. Gene Ontology annotation, biological process: positive regulation of ribosomal protein gene transcription by RNA polymerase II. Gene Ontology annotation, molecular function: RNA polymerase II cis-regulatory region sequence-specific DNA binding; DNA-binding transcription factor activity, RNA polymerase II-specific. The record is from RefSeq and is a predicted model, not a curated record. The transcript has a single exon. The coding region runs from base 1 to 1986 and encodes 661 amino acids.